This is a messenger RNA of Carlito syrichta (Philippine tarsier), 2307 nucleotides long. RefSeq names its product NudC domain containing 1 (gene NUDCD1). The record is from RefSeq and is a predicted model, not a curated record. The transcript has 10 exons. Bases 225 to 1976 code for a protein of 583 amino acids. Lineage: Eukaryota; Metazoa; Chordata; Mammalia; Primates; Tarsiidae.
AGCCCCUGCUGUUGUGCGGGGGCUCUGAGACCGCGGGAAACUACAAAACCCAGCAGGCAACAGGGUCAACUUUCUCACGAAGACUACAUUUCCCAGAAGGCAGUGUGCACCGCAGUGUUUUCUGGGGUGGGAACCACGCCGCUUCCCAGCCUCUCUGCGAGGAGCGAAGCGCGGACCUUUCAACAAGAGCUUCAUUAAUUUUCACGCCGGGACACAGGAAGGCGAUGGAGGUGGCGGCAAAUUGCUCCCUGCGGGUGAAGAGACCGCUGUUGGAUCCCCGCUUCGAGGGUUACAAGCUCUCUCUCGAGCCUCUGCCUUGUUACCAGCUGGAGCUUGACGCAGCUGUGGCAGAAGUAAAACUUCGAGAUGAUCAAUACACACUGGAACACAUGCAUGCUUUUGGAAUGUAUAAUUACCUGCACUGUGAUUCAUGGUAUCAAGACAGUGUCUAUUACAUUGAUAACCUUGGAAGAAUUAUGAAUUUAACAGUGAUGCUGGACACUGCCUUAGGAAAACCACGAGAAGUAUUUCGACUUCCUACAGAUUUGACAGCAUAUGACAAUCGCCUUUGUGCAUGUAUCCAUUUUACAUCAUCUACUUGGGUUACGUUGUCGGAUGGAACUGGAAGAUUAUAUGUCAUUGGAACAGGUGAACGUGGAAAUAGUGCUUCUGAAAAAUGGGAGAUUAUGUUUAAUGAAGAGCUCGGGAAUCCUUUUAUCAUAAUUCACAGUAUCUUAUUGCUACAAGCUGAAGAACAUUCAAUAUCUACCCUACUUCUUCGAAUAGAGAAAGAGGAAUCAGAUAUGAAAGGAAGUGGUUUCUAUGUUUCUUUGGAGUGGGUCACUAUCAGUAAGAAAAACAAAGAUAAUCAAAAAUAUGAAAUUAUUAAGCGUGAUGUUCUCCAUGGAAAGUCAGUGCCAAAUUAUGCUGCUAUUGAACCUGAUGGAAAUGGUCUAAUGAUUGUCUCCUACAAGUCUUUCAAAUUUAUUCAGGCUAGUCCAGAUCUUGAAGAAAAUAUGAAUAAAGACAUGUCAGAGGAAAUCAAAGAACCUCUUUAUUACUGGCAACAGACUGAAGAUGACUUGACGGUAACAAUACAGCUUCCAAAAGACAGUACUAAGGAGGAUAUCCAAGUAUGGUUUUUGCCUGAUCACAUCAGCAUUGUGCUGAGGGAUCACCAGAUUUUAGAAGGAAAGCUCUAUUCAUCUGUUGAUCAUGAAUGCAGUACAUGGAUAAUUAAAGAGAAUAAUAGCUUGGAGAUUUCUUUGAUCAAAAAGAAUGAAGGACUGACAUGGCCAGAGCUAGUAGUUGGUGAUAAACAAGGGGAGCUUAUAAAAGACUCAGCCCAGUGUGCUGCAAUAGCUGAACGUUUGAUGCAUUUGACAUCUGAAGAACUGAAUCCAAAUCCAGAUAAAGAAAAACCUCCUUGUAAUGCACAGGAGUUAGAAGAAUGUGAUAUAUUCUUUGAAGAGAGCUCCAGUUUAUGCAGAUUUGAUGCCAAGACUUUAAAAUCUACUCAUGUGGUGAAUCUUGGAAGCAACCAGUACCUUUUCUCUGUCACAGUGGACCCUAAAGAAAUGCCCUGCUUCUGCUUACGCCAUGAUGUUGACGCCCUGAUCUGGCAGCCACACUCCAGCAAGCAAGAUGAUAUGUGGGAGCACAUCGCAACUUUCAAUGCUUUAGGCUACGUUCAAGCAUCAAAGAGAGACAAAAAAUUUUUUGCCUGUGCUCCAAAUUACUCCUAUGCAGCCCUUUGUGAGUGCCUUCGUCGAGUAUUCAUCUAUCGUCAGCCUGCUCCCGUGCCCACUGUACUUUACAACAGAAAGGAAGGCAGGCAAGUAGGACAGGUUGCUAAGCAGCAAGUAGCAAGCCUAGAAACCAACGAUCCUAUUCUAGGCUUUCAGGCAACAAAUGAGAGAUUAUUUGUUCUCACUACCAAAAACCUCUUUUUAAUAAAAGUAAAUUCAGAGGAUUAAUUAUUCUAACAUUUGACUUCUCUGCACUGGAAAAGUAUUCAAUGGUACCUGGAGGCCUGGCGGUUAUACUCUAAUCUGUUAAGUUUUAAUGUGUUAAAUAAAAAUAUCUGUAUGAUUUUUUUAUUUUUUAAUGAACAUUGGAAAUGUAUUCAAGAGGUUAUGAUUCUUUAUGGAAUGAACCACAGAUUUAGAGAACACUGACUUCUGUAAAAAAUGUAAACAUAGUGUUAGCAAGCAUACUUAUUUUUUAAAAACAGAGGCUAGAAUCUCAUCUUUUAUAUGAAAGAUGUAUAAUUCAGUGGUUAAAAAUAAAAGUAUUUAUCAUGUACUC